AUGGCGAACAAUAUGUUGGUUUUACUUAUAUUCGCACUGACAAUGCUAUUCAUCGUCCAUGCUCAAAAUGGCACUACCAUAUUCUGUGAGCACCGUGGUCCUAUUUUCAGCUGUCCUAAAAACACAUGUGCACGAAUUGGAGUAGCUCGAAAAGGCUUCACUUACCCUUCCCAGUGUUAUGUCAUUCGAAUACCAAAUCCAGACAUUCCCGGUGAAAGUCAACAAUGGUUCCGACUGAACGUGACGUCAAAUGAAACUGGUUAUGUCAAUGGAUUCUUCUGCAUAGGCAGUGUCCCUCGUUGCAAACGUAACCAGGAUCCUAACUAA
Molecule: messenger RNA, 327 nt
Organism: Adineta ricciae
Lineage: Eukaryota; Metazoa; Rotifera; Eurotatoria; Adinetida; Adinetidae
Source: the annotation of a GenBank genome assembly